CUUGUCGGGAGGUCUUUGCAGAGGAGGGUUUGUAGAGGAAAAGGCGAAGGACGAAAGAAGCCAAUCCUUCUGCCCAGUCCUCCGGCGCCGGCAAGGGCAAGGGCGAGCCCUAGGACAUGGCCAUGAUGUCCCGGUCAAAUGCUGAACUGUUCGAUGCCUUCUAUGCCGUUCUAAGCGAGGAGUGGGCCACCCAGCUAGUCCAGUCCCAGUCAGACGAGACGCUCCGGAUGAAGGCCAUGAUCGUCACUUCCCGGAAGGACACAGAAGCAGGCUGGCUGGCGGCUGAGAAGAUGAAGGGGAUGUUGGUUGAACAGGCCAAAGCCUACCAGGGCAUGUUUGCCAAGCACGAGGGUCUUCUCAAGGAGUCGGACAAGCAGGCUCGUUCAAGAGACCGGGACUUAGUGGAUUCGGAAAUCCUUAAGGAGGAGCCUCAAGGGUCAUUUGUGCCGAGAAAUGGUGGUUUUGAAGGUUUGUCUUCGGAGGACAAGAGGAAGCUAUCGACGAAUGCAAAAGUAAUUAACAUUUUGCAUCCUCUCUUGGUCCCGACGAAUUCGCACGUGUUUGCUCAUGCAAAACGGCUAAAGAGGUGUGGGAUCUACUUCAAGCUACAAAUGAAAGAGACAACUCAACAAAACAAACCAUUCCAGCCCUUGGGAAAUUCGGAAUACGAAUCCUUCAAGAAAGGGCCAUGUGAGACAAUCCAAGAAAUGAACAAGAGGUUCAACGAGAUUGUCAACAAAUUGAAUUUAUUACCUAAAUGUGAUAAGGCCGAAGCCGCCCACAUUUGGUCUUCCUUAUAUUCUCACAAGCUUUUGUUGCAAAAGAUCAAAGAGGAAGAAAUGCUUGCAAACCUCAAACUUACUAACGCCUUCAAACUUUCUAAAGACUCAUCAAGUGAAGAGUUGAGUGAGUCAAGUGAUGAAUCAAGUGACUCAAGCUCCUCGGAAGAGUCCAAUGAUGAAGAAGAUGAAGAGAAGGCAAUGAGAAUGAAGUAUACGAAUUUUCUCAAAUGGAAGAAGUAUGAGAAGAGGAAAGAAACGUAUUCAAAGUCAAAGAAAGAGCGGCAUAAGUCAAGACCUGACAUCACUUAUGCCGUUCAGCAGCUCUGCCUCCACCUUCAUGCGCCCCACGACUCUCACCUCACGGCCAUGAAGAGAGUUCUCCGUUAUCUUAGUGGCACUGCCACUCACGAUCGUACUGAAGCUGUGGAUUUGGCUGUGAAAAACCGCCAAUCACCACUCCACCUUCUGGUCGUCCGCAUUGCUCACAUUGUGGCCGCAACAAUCACAAUGUUGAAACUUGUUUCGAAAUUAUUUGGUUUCCGGCUAGUUAUGGGCGUGGAGGUGGAGGACGAAACAGCGCUGGACGAGGUGGUCGUGGGUCUUCUGGGAGAGGCCAUGGCAGUUGUGGACGCCCAGCCAAUUCGCCAGCCAACCGCGACAGUUCUGCUGGGUUCAGCAGUGGCGGGAAGGCAGCAGCACAUGCUGUUGGAGAGGAGGCUUCCGACAGCACAUUAAGUGGUCAAAUGGCUCGCUUGAUGUCAAUGCUCGAGUCCUCCGCCUCAAAUCCGUAUAAUGGUAUGUCUCUCUCUUCUUGUGAUUGGUUGAUUGACAGUGGCGCUACACAUCAUAUGACGGGUAUCCGGUCUCAUUUAUUUCAUCUUGAACAAGUGAUGCCGUGUUCCAUUAGUCCCCCUUACCCAAUUUAGUUGUCCAUACAUAUCCUAAAUUAUAUCAAAUGUAUUGAUAUUUUUAUAUUGUGCGCACAUUGAAAUUUUAUUUUGUGACUAUUCCGAAAUAAGUAGAUUAAUGUAUAAAAAAUAUUCUCAAGUUUGUAAAAAAUAUAAUUUUUCAAACUCUCGCAAAAAAAAAAGCUACACCUAAGUGUUUGCAAUCAAAACUAUAAAUUUUG
Cuscuta campestris is the source of this 1911-nucleotide messenger RNA. NCBI's taxonomy places the organism in Eukaryota, Viridiplantae, Streptophyta, Magnoliopsida, Solanales, Convolvulaceae. The record is from the annotation of a GenBank genome assembly.